This is a messenger RNA of Prunus dulcis (almond), 1817 nucleotides long. RefSeq names its product developmentally-regulated G-protein 2. The transcript is spliced from 12 exons. The coding region runs from base 153 to 1352 and encodes 399 amino acids. Gene Ontology annotation, cellular component: cytoplasm. Lineage: Eukaryota; Viridiplantae; Streptophyta; Magnoliopsida; Rosales; Rosaceae. Gene Ontology annotation, molecular function: GTP binding; GTPase activity. The record is from RefSeq and is a predicted model, not a curated record. Gene Ontology annotation, biological process: cytoplasmic translation.
AAGUAGGCCCUUAAGUUUAAGCCCAGACUUCCUCUCUUCUUCUUCUCAGCCCUAACUCUAUCACUCCUCUCUCUCUCUCUCUCUCUCUACCAGCUCCAGAGACAUCGUCGCCAACUGAGUCACGUGGUAGCAGCUGAAAAAAUCCAGCAACAAUGGGGAUCAUAGAAAGGAUCAAAGAAAUUGAGGCCGAAAUGGCGCGGACUCAGAAAAACAAAGCCACAGAGUAUCAUCUUGGCCAGCUCAAGGCAAAGAUUGCCAAGCUAAGGACUCAGCUCCUGGAGCCUCCAAAGGGGUCUAGUGGAGGUGGAGAUGGUUUUGAAGUUACAAAAUUUGGCCACGGACGUGUUGCGCUCAUUGGGUUUCCAAGUGUGGGAAAGUCAACACUUUUGACAAUGUUGACGGGCACACACUCCGAAGCUGCAUCUUAUGAGUUCACAACACUUACCUGCAUUCCUGGAAUUAUCCAUUACAAUGAUACAAAAAUUCAGCUGCUUGAUCUUCCCGGAAUUAUUGAAGGUGCUUCUGAAGGCAAAGGUCGUGGGAGGCAGGUUAUUGCUGUUGCCAAGUCUUCAGAUAUUGUGUUGAUGGUCCUUGAUGCCUCAAAAAGUGAGGGUCAUCGGCAAAUAUUGACAAAGGAGCUGGAAGCUGUUGGUUUACGUUUAAACAAGAGACCGCCUCAAAUAUACUUCAAAAAGAAAAAGACCGGGGGAAUUUCUUUCAACAGCACUCUUACUUUGACUCAUGUGGACGAGAAGCUUUGUUAUCAAAUUCUACAUGAAUACAAAAUUCACAAUGCUGAGUUGCUCUUUCGUGAGGAUGCCACAGUGGAUGAUCUUAUUGAUGUCAUUGAGGGAAACCGGAAAUACAUGAAGUGUGUAUAUGUUUACAACAAAAUAGAUGUUAUUGGUAUUGACGAUGUGGACAAAUUAGCCCGCCAACCUAAUUCCGUUGUCAUUAGCUGCAAUCUCAAGCUGAACUUUGACAGACUGCUUGCAAAGAUGUGGGAGGAGAUGGGACUUGUUAGAGUUUAUACAAAGCCACAGGGCCAGCAACCUGAUUUUGGUGACCCUGUAGUUCUUUCUGCUGAUAGAGGGGGCUGCUCCGUUGGAGACUUUUGUAACCACAUACACAGGAGUUUGAUGAAGGAAGUAAAAUAUGUGCUAGUGUGGGGUACAAGUGCAAGGCACUACCCACAGCAUUGUGGCCUCGGUCAUGUUUUGAAUGAUGAAGACGUGGUUCAGAUUGUAAAGAAAAAGGAUAAGGAAGGGGAAGGGAGGGGUCGGUUCAAGUCACAUUCAACAGCCCCCGCUCGUAUAUCCGACAGAGAGAAGAAGGCUCCCCUGAAGCAGUAAUAUCAUUCACGGAGACCUGAGUUUCUUACAUGAACUGGCACAGAAGAAUGAUCUGUGAAUGAGUACAUCCAGAGUCGAGAUGCCUAUGAAGUAUGACAUAAUCAUAUCAUUUGCUCCAUUGAAAAAUUAGUCUAAAAUGAAGAAUUGGUGUUAGAAUGUCAUGCUUAUCAGAAAAGGUAGAUUUUUUUGGUCCAUGUGUUGUAUCUUUAGGGUUUAAUUUAUCACUUCUUGGAAUUUUGAAGAUAUACUGUACCAUGAUCUGUGUCUCUGGAGAUGGUGAUUAAUAUAUUUCUAAAAGGCUCUCUUCACCUUUAUCUUGCUGUCGUGCAAAGGAAAAGUUCAGAGCCCAUCUAGCUUUAUAAAUGUAUUUCGAGGUAAAAGUUGGGUGCAGAUUUUUGUAGAAAGAAAUAUCACCCAUGAGAACAUUAAGAAUUUAUUAUUUAUCUCAACUUUUCAAUCCAGCUA